Molecule: messenger RNA, 1147 nt
Organism: Sesamum indicum (sesame)
Lineage: Eukaryota; Viridiplantae; Streptophyta; Magnoliopsida; Lamiales; Pedaliaceae
Gene: COS1
Product: 6,7-dimethyl-8-ribityllumazine synthase / DMRL synthase / lumazine synthase / riboflavin synthase
Biological process (GO): riboflavin biosynthetic process
Cellular component (GO): intracellular anatomical structure; riboflavin synthase complex
Molecular function (GO): 6,7-dimethyl-8-ribityllumazine synthase activity
Source: RefSeq, a predicted model, not a curated record
UAAAUUAAGUGGUCAACGAACCAAAAUCCCCUUUGGCAAGAUUGGCGUCUCCUCCAAAGGCCAAAUCCUCAUAGAAAAAAGUAGGGAAAAAGCAGCAAUCAGUUUCUAGUUCAGAGAAAUGGCUGCGUUCGCCGCAUAUUCGUCUCUUCUUCCUCGUACUUCACCGCUUACCCCCAUAAAUCUUCAUCCUUCUGCACCCCGCUACUGCUGCUUCUCCUUUUCUGAUAAAAACAAUGCACGUAUAGAUUUAGCAGCAGCCACUGCUGCUCCACUUUCCGCAUCGCCACUCCAACAACUUCACCGAGGUUUCGGACUUUGGGCUGAGAUGCCGAGGAAAAGGGAAUUUCUUUCACAGACCUCCGCUGUUCGACAGUUGACUGGCUCGCUUACCUCAGCUGAGGGCCUCCGGUUUGCAAUAGUGGUGGCUCGCUUCAAUGAGAUCAUUACCAGGCCUCUGUUGGAUGGAGCUUUGGAUACUUUCAAGAAAUACUCAGUUAAAGAAGAAGAUAUCGAUGUUGUAUGGGUCCCAGGUAGCUUUGAAAUUGGCCUAGUAGCUGAGAAGCUUGGGAAGUCACGAAAAUAUCAAGCAGUCCUGUGUAUUGGGGCUGUGAUUAGAGGUGAUACCUCCCACUAUGAUGCUGUGGCCAAUUCAGCCGCUUCUGGAGUACUAACGGCAGGUCUACAGUCAGGUGUUCCUUGCAUAUUUGGUGUCUUAACAUGUGAUGACUUGGAGCAGGCAAUGAAUCGAGCUGGUGGCAAGUCGGGAAACAAAGGUGCUGAAGCAGCUCUGACAGCUAUUGAGAUGGCAUCGUUAUUUGAGCAUCAUCUGAAGUUCUGAUGAGACUUUCAGCUCCUCUUCCACCUGCAACCUAUCUUGUUGGAAUGCUUUGUUGUGUUGUACCUUUCAUCUUGGAGCAACCCAAGUUCCCUUGGUUGCUUCAAUUGGAGCAUGAUGACAUAUGUUUUAGAGCCUUUCUUGUCCAUGCUUAGUUAUAAACUUAUCAUUAACGUAACACCCCUGUUUUCAGUUUGAUUUCGUGGAGUUUUGUCUAAUUAAAUCUCCGAAGGAUGUUGUAAAAGCUGGGGGAUCUGUAUUGGGUUUCUUUCUUGAUAAUAAAAGAGAAAUUCUCUUGUUUUUUUUCAGAAA